Messenger RNA from Boeremia exigua, 1966 nucleotides. Its product is annotated as putative pyoverdine/dityrosine biosynthesis protein. NCBI's taxonomy places the organism in Eukaryota, Fungi, Ascomycota, Dothideomycetes, Pleosporales, Didymellaceae. The transcript is spliced from 2 exons. The coding region runs from base 164 to 1960 and encodes 598 amino acids. The record is from RefSeq and is a predicted model, not a curated record.
AAGGUUGUGGUCGUGCCGUAACACCACCAAUGGUGCUCUUAUUUAGAAUCAACGACAUCUCCUUGAAAUUGGAGCGCAUUCAAUUUGAAAUCCAACACUACCUGGCUCUCUACACCAGGCCUACGUAAUCGGUCCCUGUUCCAAGCACCAACCAAAUUAAGGCAUGAGUUCAGUCGAGUCACCGCAGGUGAUCCCGUCCGUUGGUCACAAGUCGGCAGAAGCGAUUCCCGUACAAGUGGUCACAACCGAAAUCUCGGAUUUGUCUGUCUCAGGACAGGGGUCGCCAGUACCAGCAAGCCGGUCUGAUGAGACUGCUACCAGGAUCCUCAGGAUCAUCGAACAGUAUGGACUGAACUACGAACGCACAGGAUCGUGGGAUGGCUUUGACACGUUCUUUCCCAUCGUAUUGGGGCAGGUUUCACGCGGUGAACCAGUCAAGAUGCUCCUUCCUGGAUUCCCUUUCAAGUCCCCGAACUCGCGGGACAAAGUCCUCAGCAAUCUACCUGAUCUUGGAGAAGAGCUUGCAUUGCAGCAUCUCAACGGUCUUUGCGAAAAUAUCAAGACAGUGUACGAACAUGGUGCCGAGGUACACAUCACGUCCGACGGGCUCGUCUACAAUGAUUUGCUCGGUGUUCCCGAUGAGGAUGUUUGGAACUUUGGCGAGGCUGUUCGUCAAAUCACAGUAGACCACGGCCUGCACCACCUUAGCUUCCUACGCUUGUGGGAUCUGCUCGGCACUCCUGGAACAUGGUCGAAAGAGCACUACCUUGCAAAUGCAGCAAACAUUCGCCAAGAUCUGAACCGUCGUUACGGCGACCCUCAGUUCGAAGCGGACAUGGCCAAUAAAUCCAGUAGUGACAUGCAGAUGACACACACCAAAUACCUUGAGUUCCUGAAGUCGGAUCUUCUAUUGAAUGAGAAGUGGCUGGCACAAUCUGCAGAAGAGCAAGCUGUUACCAUUGCGGAUACUGCAAAAGCAAUGAUGGGUCGUUGGAAGGCAUUCGCCGCAGCACUUGAAGCGAACCGUACGGACUACGUUCGCUUGUCCAUCCACGAUUCUGGUGGUAAGGACAAACUGUCUAUGGCGCUGAUAACACAGAAGCAGCGUGGUGCAUUAGGAGCCACGCCAUGGCACUCUGUCGUUGUCGCAGAGCUCGAUGGAAACUAUCGCUCUGUACAGAGACACACUGUUGACCAAGAGAAGUAUGAACUUAUUUAUCGCAACGGACGGCCAUACUUUUUCCGCGCCAAGUCGGACCUCUUCAACUGGAGCGUUGAGGGUUGCGACGUCACUUUCGAGCAUCUCUAUCCUACAGGACUCAUCGUUCGUCCCACUUCUGAAGCGCCUUCCAUCACUGCUAUUCCCAUGACGAAGGUCCGCAUCUUGGCGAACACGUUCUCUCCAGUCGUUCUUCGCGGUUUCUCCAAUACCGCCGAGAAAGACAUCAUUGUCAAGAGCGCUCACGCUUUUGGAGAAGCCGGACGGGACGACAGUACAGAGCCUGUAUUAGGCGGAUCCACGAAGGUACUCAGCAUCACGGAUCCCAGCUACAUCGCCAUAGCGCCCAAAGGAAGUGGUAAAGCACUCUUCACUCCAUCUCGUCUCUUCUUCCGCUACCUUUCGUCCCCCUGGUCAGUGGAACGCCUCGAAGCUGUGGUCCAGCGCCCACACGACACUGAAUUCAACAUUCAAGACCAGAAGCAACUUCGCCUGAUCGUCAAACAUCCAGUCACAGGUGAGCCUUGCCUUCGUUGGCUCGACUCUAAAAAUAGGACGAGGCUCACCACACGUGAUUUGAUCCUUGCGAAUGACGAUGAGAUGCUGAUCGAUGUAAUCAACGCUGGGAUCUAUGAUUGGCGUUCCUGCUUGAGAUUCUGCUGGAAUGAGGGCGAUGUGCUCGUCAGCGAUGCUACUGCCACACUGCACAUUAUUACUUCGGAUGAAAUCGAGGAGCUGUAAGUUGGC